UGGUUACGGAGAAAUUCUGUCACUCCGCUUGACGAUAGCUAUCGCGACAAUCGCAAGAAACUAUUCCAAGCACGCGAGGAAUUUAAACCCAAGGGUUGCAUUUACUGUGGGAACCCGGGACAUAAGGCAGUUCAGUGUGACCAAAUAACUGAAGUGUCCGAGCGCAAACGGAUUCUGGCGAGAAAGGGCCUGUGUUUCAACUGCGCGACAAAACCCCAUCCCGCAGCCGUAUGUUCUAAAAAGUCGUCUUGUACCAUUUGCAACAAACGCCAUCACACCACUAUAUGCGAUCAAGUUAAGACUAAGAGCGAUGACAGUCUCGAUAAUGAUAACAAACAGACCGAGAAAGGGCCUGACAAGAAGUUGAUGAGGGAUGGUGCAAGUGGCGAAGGCAUUUUUCCUAUAGUGGUUGUAAAGGUUAACGGGAUUACCUGCCGCGCUUUGAUCGAUUCUGGCGGUAGUAGUUCUUACGCGUCUGCGAAGCUGAUAAACCUACUCAACGCAAAGCCAAGCGAGAUAAAACGUCACCGUAUAGACAUGUUGAUGAGUUCGUGUUCAUCACUAAUGGAAUCUUAUGACGUGAACAUUCGUGCUAGGGAUGAUAGUUAUGAUAUGUGA
This is a messenger RNA of Paramuricea clavata, 618 nucleotides long. Lineage: Eukaryota; Metazoa; Cnidaria; Anthozoa; Malacalcyonacea; Plexauridae. The record is from the annotation of a GenBank genome assembly.